Messenger RNA from Neurospora tetrasperma FGSC 2508, 2870 nucleotides. RefSeq lists its product as uncharacterized. The coding region runs from base 1 to 2811 and encodes 936 amino acids. The record is from RefSeq and is a predicted model, not a curated record. NCBI's taxonomy places the organism in Eukaryota, Fungi, Ascomycota, Sordariomycetes, Sordariales, Sordariaceae. The transcript is spliced from 3 exons.
AUGGUGCCUCUCACCUCGGCCGGGAUCACCGUUGCAGGCCUGGUUUCCCUUUCCAAGUUCGUUGGCAAGCAUAUCGACAGUGUUCCCUCGACUAUUCUCGCCCUCUUUCAAUCCGUCAUCGAGGCAAGAACAGCUACCCAUGCCGCUUUUCAGCAGAUGACAGCCAGGACUCCGGACCCGGAUGUCGAGAAGAGCAAUACUUCUCACAUGCGCUUCAUCAAUGCCUUGAAAGAAUCGUUUGAUGCGCUUGGUGGUCGAAAAUGGAAGCCCAAUUCCUCGCCCGACGAGUCAGACCUUCUGGCCAACACCGAGCACGUCAAGGAAGAACUCGAUCGCUUGCUGGCCAACAAAUUCGGUGCUCUUGAGAUUCAACGGUCUCCAGAAGCCGACGAAGCCUCUGACCAGGAAGGACCUCAGGAAAUCCACAGCAACGUCUUGCGCCAACGGAAACAAACCAAGCCAGGCAAAGGCAAGAAGGGCAAAAAGGGGAAAGCCAAGAAGAGUUCAAAGCCCAAAACUGCGCCCGCCAAGGAAGACUCGGAAUCUCUCGAAGGUGUACCACUGGAGAGCUACCGCAUCAUUCAAGAUCAAGAUGGUAUUGUUACGGACUACCUUAUGGCUGUUUACGAUCUUAUCAAGGAAUGCAUGACCCUCCGAAACUACUUGCAAGGCAUCUGGCGCGAGGUGGCCUAUGACGGGCUCAAUAGCGCAGUAGCGGGUGCCCUUUCUAAUAUGGCCAUCGCCAUGGUUCAGCGCUCUGCAUCCGAGAUGUUUACCGUUAUGAAUACAAUUACCCGUGGGAAUGUGGAGAAGGCGCAGGGCAUGUUCCACGUCUUUCUAAUGUUCUUUGAGCCAGGUAGCGAUACCCCACAGAGAAAGGAAGAACAGGAGGUGGAUAUCAAGGAGCAGUUCCUGAUUAAUGCCUACCACGAUCUUCUUGAUUUCGUUACCGAUUUCCAAAAGACGCGAACGGGCAAGCCGACGAAGCGGAUGCUGGAAGAGAUCAGGAACUGGGAUCCCAACUUUGACCUGAGGCACGCUACGAAGGAAGAGCGUAUCAGAUGGCGUCGCUCAUAUACCAUCAACUGGCUCUAUGACCUGGUCAAUGUCUUUUCUUCCAUUGUAGUUCAGCGCAACACUUUACGGGGCGAGAAGCACGUAUAUGAAAAGGUUGACUGGUCUCCAACGGGCCCAUGGGCCCAGCAUCGGCGACUGUUUGGGCUAAAUGAGUUUGCUGGUUUCGUAACCUCUCUUGCUAUGCAGAAGCCUGGCACUGAUGUCCGAAACCGGAUUCUUCCCCAUCAUGUCUUCCAACUGCAAUGCAUCGUCGAUUCGCUGACCGUGACCAGGGGCUGGUCACAUCACCUCCUCAAGGGACAUGUUGUCGUUGCACCGCCGCCCAGCUAUAGGUUCCGUCCCCGUCGCGAUGUCGACUUUUUCUUGGAUCGCGAGGUUACGCGGGAUGGUCGAGGCAUUCUUCAAGCAUUCGACGUUCUAGAGCAGCUCUUUGAGAGAGAUGGCGCACUGCACGGAGAUAUGAGGCGGCAUGCGGCUAAUAACGAAAUUCUCGAGGGAUUUCAUCUUGACUAUAUGAAUUGGCUCGGCGAAUCCAAGUACAUGCAUGGUCUCAAUACCAUCCCUCCUUCUCGCUUUUCUCACACCAAUGCUAACGGGCUGUGGGAGUACUCGCCCUUCCUUUGCGGUACCGGUCUCGAAGAAGGUCUGGAGUUAGCGUAUAUAUCCGGAAUGACGAUCUGGGAUCGCCUCCCUGAGCCCAUGAUGCUGCUACACUUGCACAACAUGUUAGUUCAAGAAGGCUACAUCGAGAAGCCAGUCGGCCUAUUUGCAACUUUACAGGAGCUUUUCCCACAGUGUUUCUUUCCCGACGGAAAGCCGCCUGUUGCGAACUAUGAUAAGGCGUUGCAAACAAUGGUGGACAACCGUGGCUCCCCAAGGGAAAGGCAACAAGUAAGAAGGGUUGCUACCUCGGCAGCAGACAUCCAUGGGAUCUUGAACCCCAAAGUCAAUGACUUUCUCCGGAAAAAAUCCACUCUGGUUAUCUUACGCGAAGCGGGUUGGAACAUCGACCGCAUUCCCGAUGCCGAUGCAAAGCACAUUACUGAUCCUGUUACGGGCAAGAAACGGAUUGAGGAAACAGAAAUCACCAAGAGGGCCAAAGCCAAGGGCAUGAGCGAGGAAAACAUGUUCAACAUGGCGAAAACGAUCGAGGUUUUACGGGCCACGAAAAUGAAGGCUAACGAGAUCCCCGCCGAGCGGGUCGCCCAUGCCAUGGAGCCCGGUUACUCCCGCUUCCCUGAUCGGUCCGAUCCGCGCUCCACGCGUAAGGCGCGCAUGGCUGCCGGAGGUGAGUGCGUCGACUUUGCCGACCGCGACAUGCUCGAUUUCAUGAAGCUGGACAUCCAAUCCGACAUCUCGGGCGAGCGUCCGCUGUCGGCCCUGAACUUCCUUUGGGCGACCACGUUCUUCUACACGGUCUUCAUGAGGAUCGAGGAAGAGCUGGAGAAGAAGAGGAACCCACUUUGGGUGCGCGCGUACAAGGAGGCCCGCGGCCCGCUCGCGAAACAGAAGCGCCUGAGCCUGACGCUAUUGGCCAUGAUUGAGCAAGAUGAGGAAUGCUUGGAGGUCAUGGCUGAUAUUUUCACGAACCCGCGAGCAGGGUUUUUGCAGUUCAUUUACUGGGACGACAUCGAGUUCGUGGCUGAGAAGGUAGGAAAAGAUCCCCGGCCCCGGCCUAGGUCGGCUGCUUCGGGCGAUGUUGGCCCAGAUCUGGAUCAGUGUUUAGUCAUGUAGAUGGCUCAGCAUGUUCCGAGGUAUUCAGGGGGUAAAGAGAUAUCAGGGCAUUAAAUUUG